Messenger RNA from Nerophis ophidion (straightnose pipefish), 1108 nucleotides. It is a transcript of the gene nanos3, whose product is annotated as nanos homolog 3. Gene Ontology annotation, cellular component: perinuclear region of cytoplasm. Gene Ontology annotation, molecular function: zinc ion binding; mRNA binding. The transcript has a single exon. The coding region runs from base 164 to 733 and encodes 189 amino acids. Gene Ontology annotation, biological process: negative regulation of translation; oogenesis. NCBI's taxonomy places the organism in Eukaryota, Metazoa, Chordata, Actinopteri, Syngnathiformes, Syngnathidae. The record is from RefSeq and is a predicted model, not a curated record.
CACGCGUCAGGUGCGUGCUGCGCGUGUUCUUAUUGACGAUUGGAUGAGCGCUCACGUCCAAUUACCAUCAGCAUGUGUGGCAGGUCGGUCUCACUUUCACCUUUAAGGCUUACAUUCGGGGAGCAAAUGGUGCGUUGGAGGCGCAUAUGUCUUUGAACGCAUCAUGGACUCAAACAGAAGUUUCCAGCCCUGGAAAGACUACAUGGGAUUAUCCGAUGCAGUUCGGAAGAUAAUAUGUCAAAACAACACGACGCUUUCACAACCGGAAGCUGUGCCUUCACAAGCGGAAGCGUCACCUUUACAAACGGAAGCUUUGAAUGCGUCUUCUAGAAACAUGCGCGUGCAAAGAUGGGAACUUAAUCCGAGUUGUGUUGCAUCUCCUCCGACGUCGGGAGCAGAACUUCGUGCACCAGUCGCAGGUCUGCACAAUAAUCUUGCAUACACUCCUGCACGCAAGGAAGGAGGCUUCAAAGGGCGCAGCUGGCACCUGAACACACCUGAGCCGCCAUCACCUACACGCAUGAUGUGCACCUUCUGCAAACACAACGGGGAGUCCCAGGUGGUCUACUCGUCCCACUGGCUGAAGACGCUCUCCGGAGACGUCGCCUGUCCUUACCUGCGCAGGUACGUGUGUCCUCUUUGCGGGGCUUCCGGCGACAAAGCGCACACCAAACGCUUCUGUCCAAAAGUGGACGUCAACUACAAGUCUGUGUACGUCAAGAACAGACGCUGAACUUCUCAUGUGCUUCCAUCACAUGUUUUGUUUGUCAUUUCUGUUAUAGUUGGAAUAGCAACAUUUCUCAUUUAUUGCUUUUAAAUCAUAAGAGAAUAAUUACUUGUAUUUUUUUAAGCAAACAGUGUGAAAUAUGUGUUUUUCUUUCAUUCUUGUGUGCAAGUAUCUGUCGUUUGCAGUGUUAUACGUAGUAUUGUAUUUAUUUGUAGUAGUUUGCGGUGUUAUACAUAGUAUUGUAUUUAUUUGUAGUAGUUUGCAGUGUCGUACAUAGUAUUGUAUUCAUUUGUAGUAUUGUAGUAGUUUGCAGUGUUAUACGUAGUAUUUUAUUUGCAGUGUCAUGUGCAAUGGUCUUAUAUAUUAAAACUACACAUUUUC